Molecule: messenger RNA, 810 nt
Organism: Drosophila mauritiana
Lineage: Eukaryota; Metazoa; Arthropoda; Insecta; Diptera; Drosophilidae
Gene: Ilp4
Product: probable insulin-like peptide 4
Exons: 2
Coding region: 152-556 (134 amino acids)
Biological process (GO): adenylate cyclase-inhibiting G protein-coupled receptor signaling pathway
Cellular component (GO): extracellular region
Molecular function (GO): G protein-coupled receptor binding; hormone activity
Source: RefSeq, a predicted model, not a curated record
CUUCAAGGAUCAGUAUCAUUUGGCAUGCCCAGCGAUCGGUUUGCCAAGAGCACGAGAAGUUCGAGAUAGGACCCAGAGAUACCAGAGAUAUAGGAGGCAUACCUUUUAUGCCCGGUGAGAGCACGGACGGCGGAGUGAAAGAUCGAGCAGGAUGAGCCUGAUUAGACUGGGACUGGCGCUGCUGCUCCUGCUGGCCACCGUGUCGCAGUUGCUGCAGCCGGUCCAGGGACGCCGGAAGAUGUGCGGCGAGGCUCUGAUCCAGGCACUGGAUGUGAUUUGUGUUAAUGGAUUUACACGCCGGGUCAGGCGGAGCACUGCAUCAAAGGAUGCUAGAGUGCGAGACCUAAUCCGUAAGCUCCAGCAGCCGGAUGAGGACACCGAACAGGAAACGGAAACGGGAAGGUUUAAGCAGCAGCAUACGGAUGCGGAUACGGAGAAGGGAGUGCCACCGGCCGGCGGAAGUGGACGCAAGUUGCGACGCCACCGGCGACGCAUCGCCCACGAGUGCUGCAAGGAGGGCUGCACCUACGACGAUAUACUGGACUACUGCGCCUGAUGACCAGGAUGGCAAGACAAAAAAAAAACCCAGAAACCAGAUCCCAAAAAUCAAGUACCAGAUGAACCCGACAUGGCUGAGAUUUUGUGUGGCGGCACGGGAACAACACCCGACCGGCAGGCUUUUUGCAAUUCAUUUUCCUACUACACUUAACCCCUAACUAUAAACGUAAUCGUAUUUCCAAAUAUUUCAUUGUAAAAUUUCUAGUGGAGGCAAAUAAAGUUACUCUCCAAGCAGCAGCAGAAACAAAAGAA